This is a messenger RNA of Acaromyces ingoldii, 1599 nucleotides long. RefSeq names its product MFS general substrate transporter. Gene Ontology annotation, biological process: transmembrane transport. The record is from RefSeq and is a predicted model, not a curated record. Gene Ontology annotation, molecular function: transmembrane transporter activity. Gene Ontology annotation, cellular component: membrane. The coding region runs from base 1 to 1599 and encodes 532 amino acids. Lineage: Eukaryota; Fungi; Basidiomycota; Exobasidiomycetes; Exobasidiales; Cryptobasidiaceae. The transcript has 3 exons.
AUGAAAGGAGACACGGACGGAGAUAUCGUUAGCUCAGCUUAUCAGCGUCCUCAUUACACUCACGCAGAUGAAGCGGCCAUUGCAACCGAUGAGCUGCUACAGGACCAAGAAACGGCAAAGCACCUCAAGAGUGGGACGAGAAAACUCGACUGGAUGGUCGUUCCCGCCUUGCUGUUGAUGUGGCUUGCAAAUUUCGUCGAUCGUAGUAAUGCAGGGAAUGCACGUAUUGCAGGCCUGGAGACCGACUUGAAGCUAAUGGGAAGGCAGUUCAACGAGGCUCUCGCCAUCUUCUACGUCAGUUACAUCCUGGUCGAGAUUCCAAGCAACCUCGUGCUCAAGAAGGUCGGCGGCAACAUUUGGCUGCCUGCUAUCACACUGCUGUGGGGCAUGUUGACUUGCUGUAUGGCGGCAGUCCACACAUUUUCGGGUUUCCUUGCAGUCCGCUUCUUUCUCGGUGCUGCUGAGGGGGGGCUACUCGGAGGUAUCAGCCUCUACUUAUCUGGUAUCUACCCACGCUUCUCAAUUCAGCAGCGUAUUGCUCGCUUCUACAGCGCUGCUGCCGUUGCAGGAAGCUUUGGCGGCUUGCUUGCUAGCGGUCUGACGACUCUCAAUACGUCCGGCAUUCGAGGAUGGAGGUGGUUGUACAUCGUUGAAGGCGUGAUCACGAUGGGCUUCGCUCUCUUUGCCGUAUCCAUUAUGCCACGGUCGGUAGCCAAAGCACGGUUUCUCAACGAGGACGAGCGAAAAGCUUGUCUCGAAGCUUUGAAGAGGGACAGCUCAACGCACACCCGAACCGUCAUAAACACUACCAGAUCUAACGACGGCAGCGAGAAGAUGGGGCAGGCGGAAGCACUAGAGCUUAAGGUCGACGAUGAAGCAUUCGACUGGUACGAAGUCAAGAGAGGAAUGACGGACGUCCAAACCUGGCUUACCGGCAUUCUUUAUCUUUGCGUCUGCACCUCGCUAUAUUCCAUCACUCUCUUUCUGCCCACCAUCCUCGUCGGCAUCUUCCCAGACGCCAGUCAGACUCGAGUCCAGCUCCUUACCGUGCCGCCGUUUGUGCCAGCUGCCGUGCUCGUCCUAGUCGUCGCCUACUUCUCCGACAAGACAAAGAUGCGUGGCCCGUACAUCCUCGCCUUCCUGCCCAUCACUAUCGUCGGCUACAUAAUCCUCAUCGCGACGAGGAACAACAAAGCUCGAUAUGCCGCCGUAUUUCUCAUUUGCGCUGGAAUCUAUCCCUCCAUACCCUCGAUUCUCACCCUCAUAGCCAAUAACAGCGCGGGUCACUACAAGCGAGCCACAGCAACGGCCAUGCAGCUCGUCAUUGCCAAUAACGCCGGUUUCAUCGCUACGUUCAUUUAUGACAAAAAGUUUGGCGGAGAGCGCGGGUACGUGCUUCCUCACUCAGUCGUCUUAGGCUGCCUCUGCUUGGGAUGGAUCUGUAUCGCCCUCAACGUGGCGUACUGCUACCAUGAAAAUGCUGCGCGCAAAGCGGGCAGGCGCGAGGGUAACAUUGCAGCCUACCAGGAACUGGUCCGACAGGGAAAGACAAAGGCUCCCAUCGGCGAUCGUCAUCCGGAUUUCAGAUUUUCACUGUAG